This is a messenger RNA of Ostrinia furnacalis (Asian corn borer), 680 nucleotides long. RefSeq lists its product as uncharacterized. NCBI's taxonomy places the organism in Eukaryota, Metazoa, Arthropoda, Insecta, Lepidoptera, Crambidae. The record is from RefSeq and is a predicted model, not a curated record. The transcript has 4 exons. Bases 50 to 421 code for a protein of 123 amino acids.
AGUUAACAUUUGGAUAUUGAAGUGACGGUUGUAGAAAAAUAUUUCAAAAAUGGCAAAACUUACGAUUGUAGUGACGUUGGCCAUCUUGUGCGUCGUUACAUCUAAACCAUUGGAAAGUUAUGAAAACAUAAUGGACGCAGAACUCAGUAUCGCACCAGCUCACAGCGUCCAGAAAAGAUUCAUCAACCCUGCUCUGACGUCGGGCGCCUUCGACGACAGUGGAUUCAGCAAAAUGAGGACUAAGCGAAGCGAGGACGAGUGCGAGAAACUGCAACUAUGCAAGCUUCACGCGCGCUCCAGGCAGAACUUCAUAGCGGCAUUUGAACUCUACUUUGUCAACCGAGAGAACGCGAGGCUCUGGGACCACAGAGCGCGGUCCAUGGCCGAGUGUGAGCAGCGCUUCAACUGCUACGACAGAUGAUGGAAUGCCUGACCUUACUGUAGCUUAUUAUCUAAAUUAUUUUAGUAAUUGGUAAUUAGUUAAGAUAUAUUCACUUUGACAAGUGGCGUGUACUUGGCAAUUCUUUUCGUGGACAUUUUGUAUGACCACGCAACGUAUGAGACCGCAUUCAUACAAACUUCAUACACCCCAUGUCAAUGUGAAUAUCUUUAAUUGAGAUCUGGAAGAUGAUUUUAUUCGAUUUCUAGAUAUUUAAUAAUAAAACAUGAAAUAAAAGACU